Entamoeba dispar SAW760 is the source of this 927-nucleotide messenger RNA. RefSeq lists its product as uncharacterized. The record is from RefSeq and is a predicted model, not a curated record. Bases 1 to 927 code for a protein of 308 amino acids. The transcript has 2 exons. Lineage: Eukaryota; Evosea; Mastigamoebida; Endamoebidae.
AUGAUAUUCCUCUUUUUAUUAAUUACCACAUCAUUUGGUUUCUUUAAAGUUCCUGGAUGUGAAGAGAAUCCUGACGGAGAGUUUAGUGAAAGUGAUUUUGAUUUUGUACCUGAAUUAUCGACUGUUUCAUUUAUUAUAGGAUUAGUUAUUAUGAUUGGUACUAUUUUAUCUGUAAUACCUCAAUAUGUUAAAUUGAUUAGAACAAGAAACAGUAGUGGAUUAUCGCCGUUCUAUCUUCUUAUUCAGUUUAUAAAUCAAGUUACUACAGUAGCAAAUGCAUGUAUAACAAAUGCAACAUAUAUUCAUUCAUGUGUUUAUAUUGGAUUUAGCCAAUGUUUUCCAGUGUUAGUUUCGUGGACACAGAUAAUAUUAUUGGCUAUGGUAUAUCUUCCACAAAUUUUUUUCUAUUUAUUAUUUUAUCCAAACAAGAAAGAGUUUGCAUUAUUUAAAUUACCUUUAAUAUGUACUCCUAUUAUAAUAAUUAUUUCUAUUCUUUGUUUAGGAACAGUUCCACUUCUUGAACUUACUGAUGGAGAAUGUGGGAAUAUAACAGGAGGUUUUGCAUUUGUAUAUGGGAUUAUUGCUGCUGUUUGUGUUAUUAUUCAAUGGUCACCUCAAAUAUAUAUGACAUUUAGAAGAAAAGCUGCUGGAGCUUUAAGUAUGCUUAUGUUAUCAAUUACAGGACCAGGAAUGACUAUAUUGACAUUAUAUAUGAUAUUUAUCACUAAACAACCAUUUUCAACAUGGUUAAGUAAUGCAGCAAGUGCAGUUCAGCAACUCAUAUUAUUAUCAUUGUUAGUGUAUUAUGAAUUAAUACUUCCAAGAUUUAAACAUAAAGAUCAAGAAAAAACACCAUUAGUUGAGAAUGAACAACAACCAAUAAAUGAUUAUAAAAAUAAUCAAAGUCCAAAUGAUUUAAUUGAAUGA